CCUGGGAGGCGGCGGCCGCGGCGGAGUGGAGAUGGGCGCGCUGGGGGCGCCGGGCCGGCUGCUGCUCUGCCUGCAGCUCUGCGAGCUGAGCCGGGCCGGCUACAAAAUCUGGGUCCCCGACACCGACUUCGACACGGCGGACAACUGGAGCCAGAACCGGACCCCGUGCGCGGGCGCCGCCGUCGAGUUCCCCGCGGACAAGAUGGUGUCCGUCCUGGUGGGAGCGGCGCACAGCGUCUCGGACAUGCUCCUGCCGCUGGAUGGGGAGUUCGUCCUGGCCCCGGGAGCAGGACUCGGCGCCGCAGGCCCCGGCUCGGACUCGGCCUGCGAGGCGGGCGCCCCUGCGCUCUUCCUCGACCCCGACCGCUUCUCGUGGCACGACCCACGCUCCUGGCGCUCCAGGGACUCGACGCGCGGCCUCUUCUCGGUGGACGCCGAACGCGUGCCCUGCCACCACGACGACGUCGUCUUCCCGCCCGACCGCUCUUUCCGGGUGGGCCUCGGCCCCGGCGCCCGCACUCUGCGCGUGCGCAGCGUCUGGGCUCUGGGCCAGAAGUUCACACGCGAUGAGGACCUGGCCGCUUUCCUGACGUCCCGCGCCGGCCGCCUGCGCUUCCACGGGCCCGGCGCGCUGAGCCUGGAGCCCGAGGCGUGUGCAGACCCGUCGGGCUGCGUCUGCGGCAACACCGAGGUGCAGCCGUGGAUCUGCAGGGCCCUGCUCCAGCCCCUGGGCGGCCACUGUCCCCCGGCCGCCUGCCAGGACGCCCUCCGGCCUGAGGGGCAGUGCUGCGACCUCUGCGGAGCCAUCGUGUCGCUGACCCACGGCCCCGCCUUUGACCUGGAGCAGUACCGAGCGCGGCUGCUGCACGACUUCCUGACCUUGCCCCAGUACCAGGAGCUGCAGGCCGCUGUGUCCAAGGUGCCGCGUCCGCCCCAACCCCACGAGGCCACAGGCGCGGGGGCCGACACGGAGAUCCAGGUGGUGCUGGUGGAGACCGGGCCCCCCUCGGGCAGCGCGGGGCAGCUGGCGCGGGCCCUCCUGGCGGACGUCGCCGAACACGGAGAGUCCCUCGGGGUCUUGGCGGCGACCGUCCGGGAGUCGGGUGCGCCUGUCGGCGGCGGUUCGGCGCCGGGUCUGCAGCAGCCAGGGUCGCGCGCGGGGCUGGCGGGCGGUUUGACAGCCGCGCUGCUCCUGUUGCUGCUGGCGCUGGCGGCGGGGGCGCUGUUGCUGCACCGCACGGGGCGGCUCAGGUGGAGGCGGCGCGACCCGGCGGCCGGGCCGCCCCUGGGCUCCAACCCGGUGUUCGGCGCGGCAGGCUCCGUGGAGCAGCCCCCAGCCCCGCAGGCGGAUGCCGGGAGCACCAGCCAGAUCUACUUCAUUAACCCGCUCUUCUCCGAGGAGGAGGCCUGAGCGUGCGGGUCCCAACCUGCGGGAUCCCGUCCCGGCCGGCCAAGCACAGGGCGGCCUUGCCCAAUAAAGGCGUUUCCUGCCCCUGC
Molecule: messenger RNA, 1497 nt
Organism: Phyllostomus discolor (pale spear-nosed bat)
Lineage: Eukaryota; Metazoa; Chordata; Mammalia; Chiroptera; Phyllostomidae
Gene: AMN
Product: amnion associated transmembrane protein
Biological process (GO): receptor-mediated endocytosis; intracellular protein localization
Cellular component (GO): endocytic vesicle; apical plasma membrane
Source: RefSeq, a predicted model, not a curated record